Molecule: messenger RNA, 1630 nt
Organism: Xylona heveae TC161
Lineage: Eukaryota; Fungi; Ascomycota; Xylonomycetes; Xylonales; Xylonaceae
Product: major facilitator superfamily protein
Exons: 4
Coding region: 102-1484 (460 amino acids)
Biological process (GO): transmembrane transport
Cellular component (GO): fungal-type vacuole membrane
Molecular function (GO): transmembrane transporter activity
Source: RefSeq, a predicted model, not a curated record
CCCCUACUAGAAUUUGAGUUUUUCUGACAGCUGGAUGAUGACCUAGAUAAUCAUCCAAUUAAUAUCAUACAAUUUCAAUUCAUGAUCGGCUGCAAGAUUUUAUGUGCCCCAUUAUGGCUGACUCUGCGAUUCAGCGGCAGUAUACCCUGUCCAACAUUCGAGAGGACUACGUCGAAGCCCCGGAAGAUGAAGCUCCUCUGGACUCGGUCGAGCAGGAACUGCUCCCCAUUACUCGAAAACGGCAAAUUAUUGUGCUCUUCUCAAGCUUCAUGACUGCUUUCCAAACCAUUGGCAUUAACCAGUCAUAUGGUGUUUUCCAGGGUUACUACAUUGCCAGCAAUGGCGGACCAGACGCCGUUAUCACUGCGAAGCAGGCACAAAAUAAAGCGCUUGUGGCAUUUGUUGGUACUCUCGGCGCUGGGCUAACUUGGGCCGGAAGCAUUUUUGUGAACCCGUUGAUGGCACGAUCCAAGGAUUUGAGACAGAUUACUUUGACUGGUGCCGCUUUGAUGAGCUUGGGCUAUGGGCUUGCUGGCUCCUGCUCGCAAAUUUGGCAACUUAUCCUCUGUCAAGGCUUUUUGUAUGGCAUUGGUAGUUCCAUGCUUUAUUUUCCUAUUUUGAGCGUGGCUCCGGAGUAUUUUGAUUCCCGGCGUGGAGCCGCCAUGGGUUUCAUUCUUUCAGGUGCCGGAGUUGGAGGCCUGGUAAUGGCGCCCGUCAUCAGAGUUUUACUUGACCAUAUUGGGAUUCGAUGGACAUUGAGAGCUUUGUGCUUUAUUAACCUUGCUAUUGCUCUUCCAAUUGGUCUUUCAGCGAGUCCAUCUCGAAGUAGUCGCCAGCGGCCAAGUUUAGUCAAUAUAUCCUUGGCGAAAAAGCCUGCUUUUACUCUCCAAGCCCUGGCUGCGCUGCUACAGGCCUCAGGCAACUUUGUACCGUUGAACUUUUUGCCAGAGUUUUCGACGGCGCUUGGGUACACAGCAGGGUUCGGUGCUGCGUUGCUUGCAUUGAGCAACGGCGUCAAUACUGCUAGUCGGAUUGCAAUGGGCUUCACUGCUGACAAGGCAGGACGCCAAAAUACCUUGGUCUUGAGUGUCCUGGGCAGCGCAGUGAGCGUUUUCGCUUUUUGGAUGAGCUCCUUGGAUGGAUCUAAGGCUCUAUGGAUCACUUUUGUCGUCGCAUACGGUAUUCUCGCUGGAGGAUAUAAUGCACUUUUCCCCACUACCAUUACAGAGGUUUUUGGAAUCCAGGCCUAUGCGUCAGUAAAUGGGUUCAUCUAUUUUGUCCGCGGUCUCGGAGCUUUCUUCGGCACGCCAGUUGGCGGUAUAAUCAUGGGAAGUCAUGGAUCGAACAGCUCUGUCAUUACCUUGAAAGAUUACCGAAAACUUAUCUGGUACGAUGGGGCGCUUCUUCUUGGAUCCAGUCUCUGCGUAAUGGCAGUGAGGGGUUUCGAUGCGUAUGAAAAGAAGCACUGGCGGUGGAAGGCUUAACCCACGAGAACUUGAAGGUCGGGUCUCAGCACGAUAAGAAUAUUCUCUAUUUGACGAAGGCGGCAUUGAUUUUUACGGCAUUGCGAUAGAUUGGACUUCGAUACGCAUAAUGUUCAAAUCAAUAUGAACUUGCACCUCUAUGUGCG